Molecule: messenger RNA, 1112 nt
Organism: Fusarium redolens
Lineage: Eukaryota; Fungi; Ascomycota; Sordariomycetes; Hypocreales; Nectriaceae
Exons: 3
Coding region: 171-1031 (286 amino acids)
Molecular function (GO): protein binding
Source: RefSeq, a predicted model, not a curated record
AUAAAAGCUGUGCCUCUUCCUUCUCACUCUCCAUCUUCCAACAUCCUUCUUAUCAUCUGAUGAGUGUGUGGACCUCUCCGUGAUUAGUCAAUACCUCUGACAGCACCUGCGAGCCAAAGCUCCUGAGAUUCCAGUUGCGUAGCAAGAAGAACAAGUGCUCUCUACCCACCAUGCCCCCUCAGGGCGUUGCGGUCUAUGACCACUCCGACGAUCAGAGAAAAGCACUCGGAAACCUCCUCAAAACCGGUGACUAUUCCGACCUCGUUAUCAUCUGUGGCGAGAAGCGCCACAAAGUCCACAAAGCAAUCGUGUGCCCACGAUCCCUCUUCUUCAAAACAGCCUGCAACAUUGGCUUCACGGAAACUCAGACAGGUGAGAUCAACUUGCCUGAUGAUGACCCCUUUGCUGUGCGCAUGAUGAUCCAGUACCUCUAUCAUCAAACGUACACAAUCCCACAGGUACCAAGCCUAGCUCCGGAAGAUCAAUGGUUUUCUAUGGUUACUCCCAUGCCUUCAACAGCGCCAUGUCGAAGUACUCGUCAUUCUUUCAGUGGCGACUCUUCUGGCAUCAAUCUUUUUCGCGCAUGGCCACCACAGACUGCCCCUGCCCCUCCUCCACAACGACCAGCGUCUGGCGAUUCUAUCAUUCCUUAUGUAAAUCUCCGUGUUCACUACAAAGUCUAUGCGCUAGGCGAAAAAUACGGCAUCGACGGCCUCAAGGCUCUCGCUGUUAGUAGAUUUGAAUCCGAGGGUGAAGAUGACUUCAAAGUUCGUGGUGGCAACGGCAUUGGGGACUUCAUACAGGUGAUGAAGGAAGCAUACAUCUCAACUGCGGAAGGAGAUCGUCCCCUGCGCGAUGCUGUGGUCAGAAUGCUGAAACCGAAGACAAGCCUUUUUGAGAGGGAGGAUGUGAAAGAGUUCCUCAAGGAAGAGGACUUGGCUUACGAUUUGGUUAUGAGCUACGUGCGGGAUAAUUCGGUGAGGGGAAGGACGAGUCUUGAAGAUGCAGCCUACGGGAGGGGUGUAUAUUAGCUGAACCAGACCAGCACUUAGUCUAGUCAAGAGCCCCAGAUUCUCAGGCCCAUGGUCUCGGGUGUAAUUUUGAACCUUGCC